Molecule: messenger RNA, 1740 nt
Organism: Kwoniella shivajii
Lineage: Eukaryota; Fungi; Basidiomycota; Tremellomycetes; Tremellales; Cryptococcaceae
Exons: 2
Coding region: 1-1740 (579 amino acids)
Source: RefSeq, a predicted model, not a curated record
AUGACAAGAUCAGCACCUGUCUCUCACCCGGAUCGUCCGUUCUCACCUUCUCCUCCAAGAGAGAAUCGUCAUUCUGCUUCAAGACCUCCUUCCAUCUUAUUGGGUGCGCCACCAGUGGGCACGGUAGCUACCUCUUCUACAUUUAACAUCUCUGGCCUUCCUUCUACGCCACCACACAGCCAUCCAUUUACCAGGAAGUUCCCUUCUCACGAGGACGUGCGCGAUCUUAAAUCUCUCCAUUACGACAACGUGCCUCGAACAAGACAUGAGAGCGUACCAAGUUCUGUUCGAGGCGAUCCUUUUCAUCAAGAUUACUCACAAGGCAGGCCGGUCAGUAUACGAUCUAGUCGCAUAAGAAGUGACUCGGAAUCUUCCACCACUUCUUCAGCUUCGCCGCCAUUGGGAGCGACAUCGCUUUUAGCUGCGAUGGCAGCUACAACUCCGCUCACAAAGGGACAGCAGACACCUGAAAAAUCCCCCAAUACCCACCGUGGUCAUACGCCGACUGCCAGUGAGGGCACAAACCCUCAAACACCCAAAUACGAUGCCCACGGUUCGCCUAAAUCAUUUGAGAGUACUUAUAGCUCUUCGUCGUCAUUUCUUGGCGGCAUGUCGGCAUCUAAAUCGCUCCCUCGUCUGCAUCAGCCCACAGUUGUUAGACGAACAUCGGGACGAGGUCUCGCUUUUCUCCCUCCUCCAGCCCAAAUCUCAAGCCCCUCAACACUCGCGCAACAUCAUCCGCAGUCCCCCAGAGCCAGCAUGUCUUCGUCAUCACGCAAAGGUAAACACCCUUCCAUAGUCAGUCUUGAACACAUACAGCACGCUGCUCACAUGGUGGAUCUGGGUCGCCCUCUCGAUGUCUCCAAUCGCGAGCGCGAACGCGACAGUCUUAUAUCGAUGAAGGCGAGCGAAACCGAUAUUGCCUUUGAGCCUUUGGAAUACAGUGAUAUCCCUUUACCUCCUUCUCCUGAUGACUCUGAGUCGCUACACGAAGUUAAAAAGGUUGCCGAGGCCACAGUACGCCCGGUUUUGCUUGUCCACCAACAUAACACUGACAGCUCGCUCUCGCAGACCUCAUUUCACUUGUCGGCUUCCGUAAUGGAAGAAGCGUUUCCCCCGAAUGUUUUAUUCGACAGUCAUGAUCGUGAUCCAGUCCCUGCGGAAGAGCAGAAAGAAGCUGGUCGAAGUUGCACGUGUGACCUUACGGAUGCACGCAACACACCUGCAGAGGAAUCGGAAGACCAUAUGGUGAGGAUAAAUCAAGCAUUGCGGAUCAUACUGAUAUUCUCCCAGCUCCAUGAAGUGUCAUCGGACAUUCGUAUCGCAUCAUCUGUUGUUCGUCCAGCGUCCGCUGUCUUGACGGAGACCCGCUCAAUUGCACCUCCCAUCGGCGAAGCGGGAAAACCGGAUCUGCCUUACAAGCCACGAAAAGGUGCACCAACAUUUAAAGAAACGAGUCCUUCGUCCAAAAACAAUACAAGAGAAAUUUCCGUUUUUGCCACCUUAAACCACCCCUCCCUACCCCUUCCUCAGCUGACAUCCCAUCGGUUGGAACUCUGUUUGGCCUGGGGAAAUGCUCAGAUACUCCAGUGGGUACCUGGAAGAAGGUACAUUCCCAACUGGAACUUGAAGAUCGUUCGCGGCUCCUCCGAAAAUCCCUCAGUAAUCGAUGUCCGUGUUGUAGUGAAAACUGUUAUGUCCAAGCUUCCCAUCCUGUGGCGCUUUGCGUCCUGGAUCUGA